AGGAAGUCCAUCGUUACAUACAACAGAGCACAACCUGUCAAUUUUACGGAGUUUUCAUCCAUAUAAAGACUGCUUAUUCCUGUUAUGUCGUUUUAGUACUUGCAAUGGAGACAGGAAUGGCGCCUUUAGUUCGGGAUUUAUUUGGUGGUGUUAUAAAAGCAGUUAUCCCUGCUGAAGCAAAGGAUGUCAGUGAAAUGAGAGAAAUCCCAGAUAACCAAGAAGUAUUUUGCCAUUCAGCCACUGAUCAAAGCAUCAUGAUAGAUAUACUAGAGUACCAAAACCACGUACAGGGAGAAAAUGCCGUAAGAUACCACUUUGAUGACAUAGCAAACAGCAAUGAAUCCUCGGACACUUACGAGGUUGUCAAGAUUGAACCAAUUCCAAUGGAGAAACUGUCAAUGAAACAGUGUUCUGAUGCUUGGCUUCUUAGAGGAAGGCAGUUAGUUUCAAAAUUUAAGGAAGGGAAUGAAGCCAAAAAUGUUGUGGAGAUAUCUCUAGCAUUAUUUCGACUCCCCCAGUAUUCAACAGAUAUUGUGGUAACCUUUAAUAAUCCAACUAAUAUAAGUCAAUCAAGCAGUAGUUGCAAGCCUGUAUCCAGUGGUUCGGCAGGUUCUUCUAGCACAUGGACAGAAGAAACAUUUUAUUUCAGUGUGACAAGUCUUUCUCUGGUUCACCCUGAACUGUUGUUUGGAGAAAAUACCUAAAUAAAAAUAUUCAAAAACCCA
This is a messenger RNA of Actinia tenebrosa (Australian red waratah sea anemone), 725 nucleotides long. Its product is annotated as ran guanine nucleotide release factor. The record is from RefSeq and is a predicted model, not a curated record. Gene Ontology annotation, biological process: regulation of sodium ion transmembrane transporter activity; regulation of membrane potential; protein import into nucleus. Gene Ontology annotation, molecular function: transmembrane transporter binding; guanyl-nucleotide exchange factor activity; sodium channel regulator activity. NCBI's taxonomy places the organism in Eukaryota, Metazoa, Cnidaria, Anthozoa, Actiniaria, Actiniidae. Gene Ontology annotation, cellular component: nucleus.